This is a messenger RNA of Arabidopsis arenosa, 3808 nucleotides long. The record is from the annotation of a GenBank genome assembly. NCBI's taxonomy places the organism in Eukaryota, Viridiplantae, Streptophyta, Magnoliopsida, Brassicales, Brassicaceae.
GACGAUCUUCUUCGUUUCACGCUGUAAUUCUUCGAAAUUCCGAAACGAUUAACUAAGAAAAAUGGUCUCCGGAGGCGGUAGCAAACCCAGCGGUGGAGAGGCAGCUUCCUCAGGCCAUCGCGUCAAUCGGAGUCGUCACACCAGCGCAGAACAAGCUCAGUCGUCAGCAAGCAAAGCCCUAAGGUCACAGAAUCAGCAGCCGCAAAACCACGGCGCCGGAACGGAAUCCACAAGCAAAGCAAUUCAACAGUUCACUGUCGACGCGAGACUUCACGCCGUCUUCGAACAAUCCGGAGAGUCAGGUAAGUCGUUCGAUUACUCACAGUCUCUUAAAACGGCGCCGUACGAUCCUUCCGUACCGGAGCAGCAGAUCACAGCUUAUCUCUCCCGGAUCCAACGCGGUGGCUAUACCCAGCCUUUUGGUUGCUUGAUCGCCGUCGAAGAAUCCACUUUCACAAUCAUCGGUUACAGUGAAAAUGCGCGGGAAAUGCUAGGGCUCAUGUCUCAAUCUGUACCAAGCAUCGAGGAGAUAUCGGAGGUUCUUACGAUUGGUACUGAUUUGCGAUCUCUCUUCAAGUCAUCGAGCAUCGUUCUCCUCGAACGCGCGUUCGUGGCUCGAGAGAUCACGCUUCUGAAUCCGAUUUGGAUUCACUCUAAGAACACUGGUAAACCUUUUUACGCGAUUCUUCACAGGGUUGAUGUUGGAAUUUUGAUUGAUUUAGAGCCGGCUCGAACCGAGGACCCGGCGCUUUCAAUCGCCGGAGCAGUCCAAUCGCAGAAACUUGCGGUCCGUGCUAUUUCUCAUUUACAAUCGUUACCUGGAGGAGACAUCAAGCUUCUAUGUGACACUGUUGUUGACAGUGUUAGAGAUCUUACUGGCUACGACCGCGUUAUGGUGUACAAGUUUCAUGAAGAUGAACAUGGUGAAGUCGUAGCGGAGAGUAAACGGGACGAUUUAGAACCUUACAUUGGUCUGCAUUAUCCGGCUACUGAUAUUCCUCAGGCAUCUCGGUUCUUGUUCAAGCAGAACCGUGUUAGGAUGAUUGUAGAUUGCUAUGCGUCACCAGUUCGUGUGGUCCAAGACGAUAGGCUCACGCAGUCUAUAUGCUUGGUGGGUUCGACUUUGCGAGCUCCUCAUGGCUGUCAUGCUCAAUACAUGACUAACAUGGGCUCUAUUGCGUCGUUAGCCAUGGCAGUUAUAAUAAAUGGAAACGAAGAAGAUGGUAACGGUGUUAAUACUGGAGGAAGAAACUCGAUGAGGCUUUGGGGUUUAGUCGUUUGCCAUCACACAUCGGCUCGUUGCAUACCUUUUCCUUUGAGGUACGCUUGUGAGUUUCUUAUGCAGGCCUUUGGCUUACAGCUAAACAUGGAGUUGCAGUUAGCCUUGCAGGUGUCUGAAAAACGCGUUCUGAGAAUGCAGACACUGUUAUGCGAUAUGCUUCUGCGUGACUCACCCACGGGGAUUGUCACGCAGAGGCCUAGUAUCAUGGAUUUAGUAAAAUGUAACGGUGCGGCAUUUCUUUACCAAGGGAAGUACUAUUCGUUGGGUGUGGCUCCGACUGAGGCUCAGAUAAAUGACAUUGUGGAGUGGUUGCUUGCUAACCAUUCUGAUUCAACCGGGUUAAGCACAGAUAGUUUAGGCGAUGCGGGUUAUCCUCAGGCAGCUGCUUUGGGAGAUGCUGUGUGCGGUAUGGCAGUCGCGUGUAUCACAAAAAGGGACUUCCUUUUCUGGUUCCGGUCUCAUACAGAGAAAGAAAUCAAAUGGGGAGGGGCUAAGCACCAUCCUGAGGACAAAGAUGAUGGUCAGCGGAUGCAUCCGCGUUCUUCGUUCCAGGCUUUUCUCGAAGUUGUUAAGAGCCGAUGUCAGCCAUGGGAAACUGCUGAAAUGGACGCCAUUCACUCGCUCCAGCUUAUUCUAAGAGAUUCUUUCAAAGAGUCUGAAGCGAUGGACUCUAAAGCUUCUGCACCUGGGGGGGUUCAGCCACAUGGGGAUGAUAUGGCAGAGCAAGGGAUGCAGGAGAUAGGUGCAGUUGCGAGAGAGAUGAUUAGGCUUAUUGAGACUGCGACGGUUCCUAUAUUUGCUGUGGACAUUGAUGGCUGCAUCAAUGGGUGGAACGCCAAGAUUGCAGAGCUGACCGGUCUUUCGGUUGAAGAAGCUAUAGGAAAGUCUCUGGUUCGCGAUUUGAUAUACAAAGAGUACGAAGAAACAGCUGAUAGGCUUCUUUCUUGUGCUCUCAAAGGGGAUGAAGGCAAGAAUGUGGAGGUCAAGCUGAAAACUUUUGGUCCCGAGCUACAAGGGAAAGCAGUGUUUGUGGUUGUCAACGCAUGCUCAAGCAAGGACUACUUAAACAACAUCGUUGGAGUCUGCUUUGUUGGACAAGAUGUAACCGGUCAUAAAAUUGUUAUGGACAAGUUCAUCAACAUACAAGGCGAUUACAAGGCCAUCAUCCAUAGCCCGAACCCUCUGAUCCCUCCAAUCUUUGCAGCGGAUGAGAAUACGUGCUGCAUUGAGUGGAACACCGCAAUGGAAAAGCUCACAGGGUGGCCUCGCAGCGAAGUGAUUGGAAAAUUGCUUGUUAGGGAAGUAUUUGGGAGCUGUUGCAGACUAAAGGGUCCUGAUGCGUUAACGAAGUUCAUGAUCGUUUUACAUAACGCGAUUGGUGGCCAAGAAACGGAUAAAUUCCCAUUCCCGUUCUUUGACCGUAAAGGGAAAUUCAUUCAGGCUCUCCUGACUUUGAACAAACGGGUCAGCGUCGACGGUAAAAUCAUUGGGGCUUUCUGUUUUUUGCAGAUACCGAGUCCCGAGUUGCAGCAAGCUCUAGAAGUCCAAAGGAGGCAGGAGAGUGAAUACUUCUCAAGGAGGAAAGAGUUGGCUUACAUUUUCCAAUUUAUAAAGAAUCCAUUGAGCGGAUUGCGUUUCACAAAUUCAUUGUUGGAAGCUACGGAUUUAAACGAGGAUCAGAAGCAGCUUCUUGAAACUAGUGUUUCAUGCGAGAAGCAGAUCUCGAAGAUUGUAGGAGAAAUGGACGUCAAAAGCAUUGAAGACGGUUCAUUGCUGCUAGAGAGAACAGAGUUCUUCAUUGGCAGUGUCAUAAAUGCAGUGGUAAGCCAAGUCAUGUUUGUGGUGAGAGAGAGAAAUAUUCAGCUGAUCCGUAACAUUCCCGCGGAGAUCAAAUCCAUGGCUGUCUAUGGUGACCAGAUAAGGCUCCAACAGGUUCUGGCAGAGUUUCUGCUAAGUAUUGUCCGUUAUGCGCCCUUGGAAGGCUCGGUAGAGCUCCAUCUAUGCCCGGUUCUGAAACAAAUGGCUGACGGGUUCUCCGCUAUACGCUUGGAGUUCAGAAUGGCGUGUGCAGGGGAAGGUGUGCCGCCAGAGAAAGUGCAGGACAUGUUCCAUAGUAGCCGAUGGACAAGUCCAGAAGGAUUAGGGCUAAGCGUUUGCAGAAAGAUUCUGAAACUGAUGAACGGAGGGGUUCAGUACAUAAGGGAAUUCGAACGCUCUUAUUUCCUAAUCGUUAUUGAACUCCCGGUUCCUCUGAUGAUGAUGAUGCCAUCAUAGUGAGUGGCAGAAAAUGUUUUGGUUUUGGUCCGGGUAGGUUUAGUAGGAACUUUUGCUGCGGGGAACAUGUACGAAUAGUUAUAUAGUUGGGAACUAUUUUGGUUGAUUCCCUACACUGUACUGUGUAUAUUGUUAUAGUCUCUCACUCAUAGAAUGUAAGAGGAGUUCUUUGAUCAUAAUGUGUAAUAUCUCGAUUGGAGCGUUAGAGAUGUAAAAAGAUCUGAUAUUGGGGAAUCAAAGUUAUGCAGAUCU